AUGUCAACACAGAAGAACGACUUUCAACCAAUUCAGGACACUGUCAAGAUCAAGCCUCCAAGAAAGCUCAACUAUGAGUAUCUACAGCCACUUGCUGCUGCUCCCAUCAUUGGUCUGAUCAAGUUUGUCGGUAGAGACAGAUAUCCAAGAGUAAACGCUGCCCUCUAUGGAUUAACUGUUGGCGCUGCAUUCAUUCAUGGUGCAUACAUGCUCAACAAGAGUUAUGGCAACUUGGAUGAGCGCUAA
Molecule: messenger RNA, 246 nt
Organism: Acytostelium subglobosum LB1
Lineage: Eukaryota; Evosea; Eumycetozoa; Acytosteliales; Acytosteliaceae
Exons: 3
Coding region: 1-246 (81 amino acids)
Source: RefSeq, a predicted model, not a curated record